This is a messenger RNA of Rotaria socialis, 687 nucleotides long. The record is from the annotation of a GenBank genome assembly. NCBI's taxonomy places the organism in Eukaryota, Metazoa, Rotifera, Eurotatoria, Philodinida, Philodinidae.
AUGCCGAAACGAAAAAUUUGUGAGCAUCCGAUAAAGCAUGCACAAUCUACACGUGUGCCAAAAGGAGUAGUAGUUGUGUCAUCACAAUUAUCAAAAUUUUUGAUUUCUCAAUAUGAUGUGACUUACACCCGAAUUUGCUGGUUAUGUCCAAUGUGCCAUGUAUUUGAAUCGAAAAAAAUGAUGACUCAUCAAUCAACGGAGCUCAAUAACGAUGAAAUUUCAACUGAUGAUGAAGUCACGAAAGAAGGUUCUCCUGCCAAUGAUGGCAAAAUUGAUGAUGACGCUAUCAGUGUGGAAUUUGAUGAUCUGAAUGAAGAAGAGAAAGAGAAUCCUCAUAUGGACAGUGGUAUCAUAGCUGAAUCAAGUGACAAUGAUGAAUCACCAUGCACUGAUGAAUCAACUGAUCCCGAAUCGAUGGAAGAAGAUACAGGCCAUGCUUUAUCAGCAGUACUGCCCAUUCGAGCCAAAGUCGAUGAGGUGUAUAGAAAAAUUAAUCGAUUAUGUGAUAUAUUGGAUGGAAAGGCUCAAGUUUUGCAUGAUCCAAAUCCUCACGGACUCAUGAUACGUGAAUCAAAUGAACUUUUGGGUAGUUUGAGAAAGUUAUAUGCUGAUAGUGAUGCUAAUGAACAAGUUCGCUUGAUGACAAUUGCUCCCACAGAGUGGGGUCGACAAAAAAUUGAAAAAUGA